Molecule: messenger RNA, 1887 nt
Organism: Podarcis raffonei (Aeolian wall lizard)
Lineage: Eukaryota; Metazoa; Chordata; Lepidosauria; Squamata; Lacertidae
Gene: PDLIM3
Product: PDZ and LIM domain 3
Exons: 8
Coding region: 301-1515 (404 amino acids)
Biological process (GO): muscle structure development; actin cytoskeleton organization; heart development
Cellular component (GO): stress fiber; adherens junction; filamentous actin
Molecular function (GO): actin binding; muscle alpha-actinin binding
Source: RefSeq, a predicted model, not a curated record
AAUAAGCUGCUUGGGAGUUGUAAAGUCCACAGAGCAGUGUCCAGGUUUUAGUUUACCAAAGUUGGUACUGCUCCCCCCUCUGAGACAGCCUGGGACUGCUGACGUCACUGAGGAGCAGAGAUAAAGGGGUGAUAUACAGCAGCUGGAAAGCAAAAACCUCUGAGGCGUGCUGGAGAGAGGCUCUACUGCUCAGUCCAAGGAACCACCGCUAAGCUGACAGGAACCCUUUCUUACAGAGAUCUAGGGAGGAGGAAGAAGAAAAGGGAACCAUUAAAGAUACCCUCAGAAAAUUGCUGAAAAAUGCCACAGAACGUUGUCCUCCCAGGACCGGCGCCUUGGGGCUUCAGGCUGACAGGAGGGAUAGAUUUUAAGCAGCCGUUAAUCAUAUCCAGGAUCACUCCAGGAAGCAAAGCUUCACAAGCCAAUUUGUGCCCUGGUGACAUCAUUAUAGCUAUUGAUGGCUAUGGCACAGAGAACAUGACUCACAAUGAUGCACAAGAGAGAAUUAAAGCAGCGUCACACCAGCUCUGUCUGAAAAUUGAGAGGGCAGAAACAAGAAUGUGGUCUCCGCAAAUAACAGAAGAUGGUAGUCCACAUCCAUUCAAAGUAAACUUGGAAGCUGAACCACAGGAAUUCAAGCCCAUUGGUACAGCUCACAACAGAAGGGCCCAGCCUUUUGUUGCAGCAGCAAAUCUCGAUAACAAAAGACAGGUGGUGAGCUCUGCCUAUAACUCUCCCAUUGGGCUGUAUUCAUCUGGCAAUAUACAUGAUGCUCUUCAUGGACAGCUGCGGGGCCUUAUCCCCAAUUCACCUGCAAAUGUUUGCAGUACUCCUUCCGGUAUUGACGGCGGCAGCGGACGUAGCACACCCUCUUCAGUUAGCACUGUUAGCACUAUCUGUCCUACCGAAUUGAAAGCUGCAUCUAAGAUGGCCCCCAACAUUCCUUUAGAAAUGGAACUGCCUGGUGUCAAGAUUGUACAUGCUCAGUUUAACACACCUAUGCAAUUGUAUUCAGAUGACAAUAUUAUGGAAACACUGCAGGGGCAGGUUUCUACAGCACUGGGGGAAGCCACCCCAAUAAGUGACCCAGUACCAGCUGCAGUGCCCCAGUCUGAUGUGUAUAGGCUGCUACAUGACGAUCAGCAAGGACCGAGUAAGCCACGUCAAUCUGGUUCCUUUAAGAUUCUCCAAGACAUGGUCUCUGAUGAAUCUGAUGGUCGGGCCCCUGCUAUAAGGAGUGUGAAAGCACCAGUAACGAAGGUACCUGCUGCUGGGGGAAGUGUGCCAAAGGUGCCCUUGUGUGACAAGUGUGGAAAUGGAAUUGUUGGCACAGUGGUGAAGGCACGUGAUAAGUACAGGCAUCCUGAAUGUUUCGUGUGCUCUGACUGCAACCUCAACCUGAAGCAGAAAGGCUACUUCUUUGUGGAGGGGCAAUUAUACUGUGAAGCUCAUGCACGAGCUCGUAUGAGGCCCCCAGAGGGAUAUGAAGCCGUCACUGUUUAUCCCAAGGCUUAGCUGUCCGGAGAGACACAAAUACCUGCAUGCUCACAUAAGGCACUAUCCGCUUACAGCAGCAAUGCGACUGAAUGCAAUCCAGCAUUCUGCUUUUUAAAACAGGGAGGGAGACAGGAUGGAGAAGUUGGGAGAAGGAUGAUCAUUCUUGUAGCCCAUGUUGGUAUCUAUGGGAUUAUUUCCCAAAACAUUAUCACUAUGGCUGCCAGUGUAAUCCAAUGAGUUAUAAAUCUGACAUGCUAUAUUAAGAUCCUUUGCAAAUUGAGUUCAUGUAUAAUACUAUGAGUAAUCUACAGUGAGAGAACCAUACUGUAUUUUUAAAAUGUACCUCUGUUUCUCUGUACAAGUGCAAUUAAAUGGCUUUUUUAAAAAAGA